AUGAAAGCUGCAAUGUUGUCCUUUGUGCUCGCUCUUACACUCAUCGGAGUCUCCUCUGGCUUCUUCGUCCCCAUCAAGCUAGCGCCGGUUACCAAUAUUACGAGAGGAGGAGCACCGUUAUUCCAAUAUGGAGCCAGUUUCUUUGUCACUAACAUUACUAUUGGAACACCUCCACAAUUAUUCUCUGUAAUUGUCGACACCGGCUCAGCGAAUUUUUGGAUUCCAGACAGCACAUGCACCACUUGUCAAGGGAAACGAUUAUUUAAUAGUGCCGCUUCAUCAUCCUAUACGAGGAGCAAUCGAACGUGGAUGACAAGUAAUCGUUUUGGUAUCGCUGAAGGCUUCGUUGGAAGAGAAACCAUGAGGCUGGCGAUGGAUGCAGCUGACAUGAUCAUAAUCCCAAACACCGAAAUUGGUCAAGCUCUCGAAGUGCCAGCAUUGGUAGCCUCUGUUCCUGGCGUCGAUGGAGUUUUUGGUCUUGCUUUCCAAUCAGUGGCUAGCAGUUUUGUCACACCUCCACUAGUCAACGGCAUUCGCCAAGGUGACAUCGCCGAUUCUGUCUUCUCAAUCUGGCUUGAAGAGCUCUGGCAAACAUCUGAUAAUGGUACCGCUGGAGUGAUUUACUAUGGAGGUUAUGACGGCGUUCAUUGCCAACCCGAUCAUAAAUUCGCACAAUUAUCAGCAGCUGCCUUGUACCAGUUCACGAUUGCUAAUUUUUAUGUGAAUAAUCAAACUUCUACGAGGAGAAUACAGUCCACGAUAAUCACCACAUCACCUUAUAUCAAAGUGCCAGCAAGCUCGUUUGUUCGAAUAUUGAAUCUCUUGAACACUUCAGCUAGCACACCUCUACCGGCCCAGGUCGACUGCAAUUCUCAGCUGCUUCUCACCUUCGAUCUCGGCAAUCAGCAAUUAACUGUUAAUCAACGAAAUCUUAUUUUGAAGAAUGCUGAUGGCACCUGUACGUUGGCCAUGCUCCCUACUGAUGCCAAUGGUUUUGACAUGGGUAACGAGAUUGAGUUGGGAAUACCAUUCCUUCGUGGACGUUGCACAUAUUUCGAUUUGGGAAAGGAGCGAGUGGGAUUUGCUGACGCUAAGUCGCACUGA
Cylicocyclus nassatus is the source of this 1104-nucleotide messenger RNA. NCBI's taxonomy places the organism in Eukaryota, Metazoa, Nematoda, Chromadorea, Rhabditida, Strongylidae. The record is from the annotation of a GenBank genome assembly.